CAUCGAAAGGAUAUUGUGGAGUUUUCGCCGAAAUGAGCCUGACCAGAAGCUACCUCGUGACCUUCCUAUUUUACGUCUCCAUUGUCAACCAGAUUCGUCUGCCAUUGGUGAGAUGCCAGGGAGAGCCGAGCACGCAGUGCGUACCUAAGAGAGACUUUGUGGCUCUCUCACGUCUCCCGGAAGUCAGAUUCUACUUAUCAGCUUAUUCAAGAACGGCGAGAAUGAUUCAUAGCAGAAACCGAAACGACAUUACGUACUUAUUGGCUUUGAUCGAUCAAGUUGACGACGAUACGGAAAUCUGCAUACCUACUAGGCUUUACAUAGAGCUGUUUAGAGAUCCAAUUAUGCGCGGAGACUUUCUCGGACGAAUGAAGAAACUACCAGACAUAUCGGGACGUUUCAUGGACGACAGCGAAGAAAUCGACACAGGCGUACCGCUACCGAGCUCUCAAAAAAGAAGCAUCGCGAUGCUAGCCAAAAACGAUGAUUUGCCGAUCUCCUUGCAAGACCGCCUCGGGGAAAACCAAGACGAUGAAGAAAAGAGAACUAUGGUUUCCAGCAGGCCACGCUACAUCGACGAACCCGUGCCGAGCAGUCCCAGAAUUCUUCCCCGGCCGAUCUUGGAUUCGGAAGCUUUUGCGCCAGAUUACGUAAUCGAAAAAAGACAAUUCGGCCGUAGCCAGUUUUCAUCGCCCAACGAUGAAAAUGGCGAUGAGGGAGUGCUAGUACCAACCGCGGGGAAAAGAAAUGUCGCAUCCCUGGCCAGGACUUACACGUUACCUCAAAACGGCAAGAGGAACGUUGGAGUCUCAUCCAAAGAUUUUCAAAACCUGUUUUCGGACAGCGACGUGCCCGUGCCGAGCAGUCCCAGAAUUCUUCCCCGGCCGAUCUUGGAAUCGGAAGCUUUUGCGCCAGAUUACGUAAUCGAAAAGAGACAUUCGGGCCGUAGCCAUCUUCCAUCGCUCGACGGUGAAAAUCCAGGCAUAUUACCUCAAAACGGCAAGAGGAACGUUGGAGCGUUAGCCAGAGAUUACGGACUUCCACACGCCAAACAAAAUCUAGGUUCCUUAUCCCGGACUGGUGGCGAUUACCCGACGCGCCAGUACAGCAAAAGAAGCGUCUCCUCUUUAGCAAAGAACAGAGCCUGGCCGAUUACCUUGAAGAGAGGCAUCUCCGUUCCGACCAGCGUGAUUUUGAGAACCAUUUCUCGCCAGGGUAGAUCAUUGGCGAACCUAGCGAAUAUUCAGGACCUCGCGAGCGCGGCACUUGCUCAGAAAGAUAAUUACGAAAGCGAUGUUUACGGGGACGACAAGCUGAAUGAUUCGCAGACGACCGACGGGUUGUACGAAAGAAUCGAUUCCGCGAACAGGAGGCCUAACAAACAGCUCAGUUUCUCCGACGAGUACCCGUUGCCGGUAAUGCAAAAUACCAACGGAUUCGAUUACGAGGAAAUGAUGGAGGCACUGGGCGAUCAGUAUCUGAAUGCUGAAAAAAGGUUCAUGGGUUCUCUGCCAGAGAUGCAGCCGAAGGUAGAACAGUCCCAGUACCCAGAAACAUUUCGAGCAAGUAAAAGACACAUCGCAGCGGCGGCACGACUUGGUUGGCUUUCAUCUUUAAGGGCCUCACGAUUUUCGCGAUCACCCCGGUAUCUAGUUAGCAGGGAGAAUACCGCAGAUGGGUCGUCGUCCAACGCCUCCUCCGCCUCGUCAACAAGGUCUUUAAGGCCACACUUCGAACCGGGUGCGCCGCACGUUCAAGCCUUGCACGGAGAUUGUCGACACGGCUUCAAGAGGUUUAGGUUGUAAUCGACAGCCGAUAAUUUUCCUCGUCAGAAAUUCCCCAGAUCCAUGGAAAUCGAUUACUCAAUUUCUUGCGUACGAAAUUAAUGCUAUUAAUCAGUUCGUUUCGACGGUUUCAUUAACGGAUACGGAACAAAAAAAAAAGGAGAAAAAAGAAAUCCGGACAGUUUAAACACGAUCUUCUGAAGUAUUCCAAUCUUUUAGCCAGCGUGGAGACUUAGAAUACUGUUUCUUAAGUCUAUUAAUCAGCGACUGUCCGCGUCAACGUCUUAUCGCAGAGAAGGUAUAGGAUACAUUUUAUAAAACUUUUAUGGCAGUUUUUAUCGCAUUUCCUAUAAUAUUGGUCUUGCUAGUUUAAGGCAGGUUCUCCCUUUACGGAUCCGCGGUAUUGAAAUUUCUCUAAUUUCUCUAAUUUCUCUUAUGUCGAAACAUUUACAGUACACUAUACUCUUUGAUGUACUUUUAAUUGACCCUUUGUGUACCGGCUAAAAUUAGAAAGUGUAGCAGAAGAUAUUAUAUCUACUUUUCAUAUUAUUUUUACGGCUUUUUAUGAACGUCGUUCAGAGAUUGUAUUGUUUAUAACUGACAUUAUAUUCACAUUAUAAAUUAUUUCAAAAUCAUGGUAGAUAAAGGUUUUCAUAAAUGCUACAAAUUAAACGACGGUUAAAGUUGCACACCGCAUCAUUAUUGAAACAUUUGUUUAUUUAAUAUCGUAAACAAAAAAUGGAUCGAACGUUAAAUCUAUCCUAUACCCUGUCUCUUGUUCCGCAUUUUUAUUUGUCAUCGUUGUUCCCACCAUCAUUCGUUUGAAUCAAUUCUCGUCCCAAAUUGUUUGUACUAAAAAAGAUAACUUCGACGUGUGCAGUCAACAUAGUACUUCAGAAGUAUCGGAAGAAUGAUGGAGGUUUCAAUUAAAACGCAUGUACUGCUCAAAAAACGUUGCGAAACAUAUAGAAAUAAUUUGAACGUUCAAACGUUAAGAAAUGUUUGAAGCUUUUGCAUCUCCCUUUAGUAUGACGUUUUUUUCGCUGACUAAGUAUGUGUCAACAAUUGUUCCUUUUUCUGGUUUAUCCAAGGAAGAAAUCCAAUGCACCUAUCGAAUCACGGAUCGACGACAUUUUGAUAAAACCUUUACACAAUUUACUUAAUCACACGAGUUUCAUUUACCACUGCUUUGUAGAAAAUAGAAAGCUCUCGAUGAAUUUGAUAUAUUUCUUUUAGCAGCCUGCAUUUCAAUUAUCACAAUAUUUCUUGAUUUCAAUGCGUUUCGAGCAACACGUUUAAUCGUACAUUUCUAUAAAGUACUGAGCGACGUACAAAUUUUUAUGGAUAUUAUUAACACAUGAACUCUUGACAAUGGUAUGUUAUAGCAACAACGAUCAGUCGUUUCAAUUAUCAAAUUUGUCCAUUGCAUUGAUCAGAAGUUAUCGAUAACAAAUUAGUCACUUUCUACGUGUAGUUUCUAACGAAGUUCCUUAUAUAUUUCUUUAGUUCCAUAGGUGUUAAACGAACGUUAGAGUACGAUGACAAUGUGCGUUGCUCUAGUGAUGCUUCAAGUAAUCGAAACUUACAUAUAGUUAUAGUUUAUUUUCCUUCGAGAUUAAAUAGCAUCGCUAAGUUAGUUUAGACGUGUAAGAUAUCUGUAACAUUGAUAUUAACGUAACCAAGUUCCGUUGGAAACGUCUUUGUAAACGUAUAUUUAUUUAUUUGACAAUAAUAUAGUUACGUAUUCGACAAUAACUCAUGACAAUAUAAUGUCCAUGUUAUUGACAAUAACAUUAUUAAAUCUGUCACGGUAUUUCAAUAAAUACGACCCUAAGCUAUUUCGUAAUGUUAUGCGAACAUUUGCGUUGCGCCACAAAAUAAGUUUUAAGAAGAACGUAACGUUUGAUUUGUGUUCGAUCGAAUUUUUCUGCUUUCUGCAAAUACACGAAUUACGAUACGGAUACACACGUGUAUUUGAAGACGAUAACCGAUGUAAACGAUGAAAUAGGAUUGUUUGGAAGUUUCUGAUGUUCCCGUACCUCCAGUUAAAAAAAAAAACAAUCUCCGCCUAUAUAUAACGAAAAUACAACUAAAAGUCUAUCUCUAACGAAAGACAAACACUUUCCUCGAAUUAUUGUAACUCUUUUUGGAUAAAUAUUCUAAGGAAUUUUCAUUCGAAUUACUAUUACGACAAUAUUACGAUGUGCUUCUAUGCAGUAGAUAUUUACAAUAUAGUUGGAUGGUGAAAAUUACGGAAGCCGUGACGUAAUCUUCGAUAUAUUCUAGUAGUCGGUGUAAAUCUUAGUGCUCAGGGCUUGCAAGCUCAAUAGUAAUAACGCAAAUUCAGCUUUUAUUUGUUCGUAAUAUAUAUUUCAGUACUCAAUAAGUAGACGAGAUAAAGUAUUGUGUAAUAUGUGUAUAUUAACGUGAUUUUCAAUCAGGAAGAUUUCGACAUGGUUGUUUCCAAAUGAAUAAUAUCAUCGAUUUAUUACGAUGCGAACUAUGCACAUUGUUGUUUGAUCAUCCUCGAUUUUAUGAUAAUGUAUUUAUGUGUUUAUCUAGAUUAUAACGACUAAAUGAAGUGACAAUAAAGCGAAUAAUAAUAAUGAAA
Megalopta genalis is the source of this 4395-nucleotide messenger RNA. It is a transcript of the gene Nplp1, whose product is annotated as Neuropeptide-like precursor 1. The record is from RefSeq and is a predicted model, not a curated record. Lineage: Eukaryota; Metazoa; Arthropoda; Insecta; Hymenoptera; Halictidae.